This is a messenger RNA of Diuraphis noxia (Russian wheat aphid), 1144 nucleotides long. RefSeq names its product voltage-dependent L-type calcium channel subunit beta-2-like. Gene Ontology annotation, molecular function: protein binding; voltage-gated calcium channel activity. Gene Ontology annotation, cellular component: voltage-gated calcium channel complex. The record is from RefSeq and is a predicted model, not a curated record. Lineage: Eukaryota; Metazoa; Arthropoda; Insecta; Hemiptera; Aphididae. Gene Ontology annotation, biological process: calcium ion transmembrane transport.
AUGUCCGGUGGCUUAAAUUCUGUUGACAGUGGAGACCAGAAUCCACUGUUGCGAUUGCAACGCACCAGCCCGACGACAAAACCAGUGGCAUUUUCUCUAAGAACAAAUGUCGCAUAUGAUGGAAAUUUGGAUGACGACUGUCCAUUACAAGGGCAUGCAAUCUCAUUUAAGACUCAAGAAUUUAUACAUAUCAAGGAAAAGUAUGAUAAUAACUGGUGGAUUGGUCGUCUUGUGAAGGAGGGAUCUGAUCURUGCUAUAUACCAUCCCCUACCAAACUCGAAAUGAUGCGUAUGGUUAACCAAUCAGCAAGUUCAACCAAAAAUUCAAUAUCUUCAAACUUGGAUGGUAGUUCUACUUCAGGAGGUGGGCAUAUAUCUGCUCUAACUGUUCCAGCAGUAAAAUAUAAGCGAAAUAUAUUUUUUAAGAAACAAAAAAUUUCACCACCCCCUUAUGAUGUGGUUCCUUCGAUGAGGCCAAUUGUAAUAGUUGGGCCAUCUUUGAAGGGAUAUGAAGUGACUGAUAUGAUGCAAAAAGUAAUAUUCAACUUUUUGAAACGCCGUUUUGAAGGAAGAAUCAUUAUUACCCGCAUAAUGGCUGACAUAUCCUUGGCUAAAAAAUCUCUCUUUACUGAUCCGUCGAAAAUAACUACCAUUAGAAAUAAACCGGGUUCGCGAUCGGAUACUAUUGCUUGCGUGCAGGAACAAGUUGAACGUAUUUUUGAAUUCGCUCAAUCAUUACAGCUUGUUGUUUUGGAUUGUGAUACCAUCAAUCAUCCAUCGCAAUUGGUAAAAACUUCUCUGGCGCCAACCAUGGUAUAUUUAAAAGUCAAACCACAAAUACUACAGCGGUUAAUUAAAUCACGAGGCAAGYCACAAUAUCGACAUCUCAAUGUUCAAAUGGUUGCAUCUGAAAAGUUGGCCCAAUGCCCAUCAGAAAUGUUUGACGUGAUAUUGGACGAAAAUCGGUUUGAAGAUGCGUGUGAUCACAUAGCUGGGUUCUUGGAGUCUUAUUGGCGGGCGACACAUCCACACCAGAUUCAGGACUCUAACGAACAGCAACUUCUUACGAGACCACUCAAAAAAUCACCGAAAAUAGAUCUAUCCAUGAUAAUACCAUUGACAAACGUUUGCUCUUCUUUGUCAG